GUACAGAAUGGCAAAACAGAACCAGAAAUUAUUGGAACUUGUUGACUGCAAUCUGUCUAUACUAGAGGGAAAUGAAAAUAAACAGAUGACUGGGAGAGAUGCAUCUAGCAUUAGAGAAAGGUAUUUUGAUAAAGAAGGUCAUCUGAAUGAAAAUGCCUUAGCGAAAUUGAAAGCAAAUACAAAAGAAAUGAAUAACAUCCUUCAAGGAAAUAUCCCUACGCCGGAAAAUAGCAAAUCAUCGACUACAACCAAAGGUGUGAUGAAAUGUCAGCUGUAUAUUCCUGAAAAGUUAAAUCAUACUUCAGCAAAUGCGUUUGGUAAUUGUUUUAUAAGGACGCUAAAGGAUGCAUCCAUAAAAUGUCAAGAGGCAAACAUUUCCUCGCUUUCGAAAGAAUUGCCAUUACUUGUAACUUGCCCUUUGACUGGUCGGUUGAACCCUUGUGUUGAGCACGCACUACAAGGUUUCAAAUGGAAAAUGCCAUAUAAAGUAAUCAUUAUUAAUCUUGGGACAGAAACGUCUUUGCCAGAGUUACCGUCAAGCAUAAAAAUUGAACCAAAGCCUGCUUAUCAGAACGCUGAGUUCAUCGAUAUGGCCUAUAACGAUGACAAUGGAAUAUACGACUGUCCCAUGAAUAACGAAGCGUUGUUAAAAAUAAAACAGUUUUUAGAAAGCAAAACCGCAUGAAUUAACAGAUACUUUCAUUUCAACGUAAUCAAAGUUCAGUUAAAUGUUUACACAAAUGGCAUAUAAAUGCACAACCUGUAGUUGUGAUAUAAGGUUAUAUAGUAAUUAUUUGGACCUUAUGAAAUUUGACAGCAAAAUUGUUUUUGUCAUUUUAAUUGUUGUGAAAGUUAAUGUUUUUGUCAGUAGGAAACUGCGUGAAUAAGUUCAAGCCAAUUAAUUAACUAAUUCCAGAUACGACAACCUUAAAUAACAAAUCAUUAAGUUUGGUGACGUAAAUUAUCAUUAUUUUCAAUAUUUUAAAGAUGAUUCGGCAAAAUAUAAAAAAACUCUUCAAAUAUUUGAUCGUUUUAUUCUUUAUUCUUUCUUUAAACGAAGAAUCAGCAUACGUGUGAGGAAGCUAUCCAGCAAGUAUACGGAACGUAGGUGAUUCAAAUCAGGUGUCCGUUCGUACCUGAAAUAAUGCAUCGAAGUGCACCUUAGGUUUCACCAUCAGUAACGCACAAAAGUCGCCAUGUAUUUAAGAAUGUUGGCACGACGUAAACCCUACCCCCUUAUGAUGAGUGUUUGG
Messenger RNA from Ruditapes philippinarum (Manila clam), 1253 nucleotides. RefSeq lists its product as uncharacterized. Lineage: Eukaryota; Metazoa; Mollusca; Bivalvia; Venerida; Veneridae. The transcript is spliced from 6 exons. The record is from RefSeq and is a predicted model, not a curated record. The coding region runs from base 8 to 685 and encodes 225 amino acids.